CCCCAUGUAGGCAGUUAUUCCGCUGGGAUAGCGCGGCCGGAGCGCGGCGGCGGCGGCGGCAUGGCCGGGGUCCCGAUCUGCGCCCUCCUCCCGCUCCUCGUCGGCGUUUGCGGCGCCGUCACCGGCUCUCGGGUCUAUCCCGCCAACGAAGUUACCUUGCUGGAUUCCAGAUCAGUUCAGGGAGAACUGGGGUGGAUAGCAAGUCCCCUGGAAGGAGGGUGGGAGGAAGUGAGCAUCAUGGAUGAGAAGAACACUCCUAUCCGCACCUAUCAAGUCUGCAACGUGAUGGAGCCCAGCCAGAAUAACUGGUUACGAACUGAUUGGAUUCCCCGAGAGGGGGCUCAGAGGGUUUAUAUUGAAAUCAAGUUCACGCUCAGAGACUGCAACAGCCUGCCAGGUGUCAUGGGAACUUGCAAAGAGACUUUCAACCUUUAUUACUACGAAUCAAACAACGACAAAGAGCGCUUUAUUCGCGAGAGCCAGUUUGCCAAGAUCGACACCAUUGCUGCUGAUGAGAGCUUCACCCAGGUGGACAUUGGUGACAGGAUCAUGAAGCUGAAUACGGAGAUCCGGGAUGUGGGGCCACUCAGCAAGAAGGGGUUUUAUUUGGCUUUCCAGGACGUCGGUGCCUGCAUUGCUUUGGUCUCUGUCCGUGUGUUCUACAAGAAGUGCCCGCUGACCGUUCGGAACCUGGCGCAGUUUCCAGACACCAUUACUGGGGCUGACACCUCCUCUCUGGUGGAGGUUCGUGGCUCCUGUGUCAACAACUCGGAAGAGAAGGAUGUGCCAAAAAUGUACUGUGGGGCAGAUGGCGAAUGGCUGGUGCCCAUUGGCAACUGCUUGUGCAAUGCUGGCUAUGAGGAGCGCAACGGAGAAUGCCAAGCUUGCAAAAUCGGAUACUACAAGGCUCUCUCGACAGACGCUGCCUGUGCCAAGUGCCCGCCCCACAGCUACUCCAUCUGGGAAGGCUCCAUGUCCUGCACCUGCGACCGCGGCUUCUUCCGAGCCGAGAACGACGCUGCCUCCAUGCCCUGCACUCGCCCUCCAUCUGCUCCCCAGCACCUGAUUUCCAAUGUCAACGAGACCUCAGUGAACCUGGAAUGGAGCCCCCCCCAGAACAAGGGUGGCCGGGAGGACAUCUCCUACAACGUGGUGUGCAAGCGGUGCGGGGCGGGCGAGCCCAGCCGCUGCCGCUCCUGUGGCAGUGGGGUGCACUUCAGCCCCCAGCAGAACGGCCUGAAAACCACCAAAGUCUCCAUCACCGACCUCCUGGCACACACCAACUACACCUUUGAAGUCUGGGCAGUGAAUGGAGUGUCCAAGCAAAACCCCAGCCAGGACCAGGCUGUGUCAGUCACUGUGACCACUAACCAAGCAGCUCCGUCCCCGAUUGCGUUGAUCCAGGCUAAGGAGAUAACAAGGCACAGUGUUGCCUUGGCUUGGCUGGAACCUGACAGGCCAAAUGGAGUCAUCCUGGAGUAUGAGGUCAAAUACUAUGAAAAGGACCAGAACGAGCGCAGCUAUCGCAUCGUGAAAACGGCCUCCAGGAACACCGACAUCAAAGGGCUCAACCCCCUGACCUCCUACGUGUUCCACGUGCGGGCCAGGACAGCAGCAGGCUACGGAGACUUCAGUGGGCCCUUUGAGUUCACCACCAACACAGUUCCUUCCCCCAUCAUUGGCGAUGGUACCAAUCCCACAGUGCUUCUUGUUUCUGUGGCUGGCAGUGUUGUUCUUGUGGUCAUUCUCAUUGCAGCCUUUGUCAUCAGCAGGAGGCGCAGUAAGUACAGCAAGGCCAAGCAAGAGGCAGAUGAGGAGAAACACCUGAACCAAGGUGUUAGAACAUAUGUGGAUCCUUUUACAUAUGAGGAUCCAAACCAAGCUGUGAGGGAAUUUGCCAAAGAAAUUGAUGCCUCCUGCAUAAAGAUUGAAAAAGUUAUUGGUGUGGGGGAGUUUGGUGAAGUGUGCAGUGGACGUCUCAAAGUGCCAGGAAAAAGAGAGAUCUGUGUUGCUAUCAAGACUCUAAAAGCUGGUUACACUGAUAAACAAAGGAGAGACUUUCUGAGUGAGGCCAGUAUCAUGGGACAAUUUGACCACCCCAAUAUCAUCCACUUGGAAGGUGUAGUUACUAAAUGUAAACCAGUAAUGAUCAUAACUGAGUACAUGGAGAAUGGCUCCUUGGAUGCCUUCCUCAGGAAGAAUGAUGGCAGAUUCACAGUCAUCCAGUUGGUGGGGAUGCUCCGUGGCAUUGGCUCAGGGAUGAAGUACCUGUCUGACAUGAGCUACGUGCACCGGGACCUCGCUGCUCGCAACAUCCUGGUCAACAGCAACCUGGUCUGCAAGGUGUCUGACUUUGGCAUGUCCCGGGUGCUGGAGGAUGAUCCUGAGGCAGCUUACACCACACGGGGGGGCAAGAUCCCCAUCAGGUGGACAGCACCGGAGGCCAUCGCCUACCGCAAGUUCACCUCGGCCAGCGACGUCUGGAGCUACGGCAUCGUCAUGUGGGAGGUGAUGUCCUACGGGGAGAGACCCUACUGGGACAUGUCCAACCAAGAUGUGAUCAAAGCCAUCGAGGAGGGGUACCGGCUGCCCCCGCCCAUGGACUGCCCCAUCGCCCUGCACCAGCUGAUGCUGGACUGCUGGCAGAAGGAGCGCAGCGACCGGCCCAAGUUCGGCCAGAUCGUCAACAUGCUGGACAAGCUCAUCCGCAACCCCAACAGCCUCAAGAGGACAGGCAGCGAGAGCUCCAGACCUAGCACAGCCCUGCUGGAUCCCAGCUCCCCUGAGUUCUCGGCGGUUGUUUCUGUCAGUGACUGGCUCCAAGCCAUGAAAAUGGAGCGAUACAAGGAUAACUUCACAGCUGCUGGCUAUACCACCCUAGAGGCUGUGGUGCAUAUGAACCAGGAGGACCUGGCCAGGAUCGGGAUCACGGCCCUGGCACACCAGAACAAGAUCCUGAGCAGCGUCCAAGCGAUGCGCACCCAAAUGCAACAGAUGCACGGCAGGAUGGUUCCCGUCUGAGCCAGCACUGAAUAAACUCAAAACUCUUGAAAUUAGUUUACCUCAUCCAUGCACUUUAAUUGAAGAACUGCACUUUUUUUACUUCGUCUCCUCGCCCGUGGAAAUCAAGAUCUGCAGCGUUGCUUGAUGUACAGAUUGCGGAAGCCGAGUGUGUGUGUUGGGAGGGGGCCUCCAGAAAUGACGAGCCGUCGUUUGAAACCAGACCUGGAACAAAUGGUUUCUUGGAACAUACUUCUCUGUUGAUCAAUGAUAUGUAAAAUACAUGUAUCUAUAUAAAUAUAAAGUCACAUUCAAGUUUUGAUGCUAUGUUUGCUGCCAGAUACUGUGCUUGAAAAACAACAGUACUUUCCUUCUCCCUGUGACCUGUAGGAUUACAACCGUAGUGUUUUAUUUGUGGGUGAAACCACCGUUGUGUAUCUUUCACUGGAAUGAAGAAUCUGCCCUAGGAUAUUCUUUGCAGACUGGAUGCAUCACUAACACCUUGCAAAAACCUCAGUGAGAAUAUCAUGUGGCUAAUCAGUGCCUGCCAAUUAGUGAUCUACCCGUUUAUGGGCUUGAGACGUGAAGUGACCCACCUUGUGGAUUAGUGGGCCAAACUGGACUUCUGGGGAGGUGCUUGGCUGUUGUGCCGUGCUGAAACCUGCCAUUGAAAGACUUUUGUGACCAUCUUGCCAGGAGUCAGCUGUGACAAUCGUGGCUGUGGAGUUUUCAGACUUCUUUUCUCUUUCAAGAAACUUACUCCCUUUGCCUCACGGAAGGGAAAUGGAUUUUGCUUUCACAGCCUCGUAGCCCAUCCUGUUCAUCACAUUGACCAUGGAGGAACACAGAGCAGACAUGAAGCCUUCUGGACCCACAGUUGCGUCUUCCAUAGCACUGAUUCUGGAAAACACAUGCUGAACAGUCAUCAGUCCCUGAAGAGAGUGUGACUUUUACUUUCUCUUUUUUUUUUCCUGGGCCACCCACUCCGUUGUUUUUCUCCACUGAGCGAUAACUAACUCGUUAAGACUCAGCACCCAGUUGUCACUUGAGGAAUGUACUGUGUCAAAGCCCUGCAGACUUCUGGAUUUUGUUUUUCCUCCUCUUCUGCUUUCUCUGCUUACCUUUGGUUUUAUUUAUAUAUUUUGUUGUUGUCUCCCUCAUUCCCCUGGCUGUCACCGCUGCAUCCCGGACCAAUGAAGGUGACAGAGCACUACACAUCUUACCAUGGACGCCAGGCCAGGUGCCACAGCAAAGAACCCAGUUCCUGUGAGCUGCCUGUGUACAUUGCUGAAGUGACAUUUUACACUAAAGGUGCCAUUGCAGUGAUAUAAAUAUAUUUUUUUCCUUGAAUGGAUAAUGGAUUAUUGUCUCCUCUGAAAGGUGCGUACGUGUGCUCGUGUGCGUGUGUCGGCGUGCAGGUCACCUCGUGUGUAGAACUGCCUGUGAACGUGCCCCAAACACCUCUGUCCUGUGAGACCAGGCUGAUAGCUCAUGUCUGAAAGGAUAGCGAGAACACACACGUUAAGAAAGUGUUGAAAUUUCUGUAUCUGUAAGUGUAUUUUUUAGCUGCCACACUAACGUUGUUGAGUAGUUCAGCAGCCUGAAACAGGGGCAAUUUCAAGUUAGUUUUGGAGUAAUGGAUGCAGGAUCUAAAGGGUGCUAAAGGUUCUUGUUAAGUGUUGUUUAUUUGUACUAGUGCCCUGCUCAUGACCAAGAAGGACCAGUUUCUCAGUGGCAAGGUGGUGGAGGCAACACCUGCAUCUCCAUCCACUGGAAAUCCUGAACUGAAUUCUUACGUAGCCUUUUUUAUCUGCAAAAAUAGGAUUUUAAAGACUUGUUGAAUGCUAGCAAAUAUAUGCAGUUCUUCCAUUCACAGAAGCACCUUGCUCUGUGUGCAACGUAAUAAUCAGAACACUUCCCUGGUUCCCAGCACAGAUAAGGAACAAAAAUGCAACAAGACCUGUAAAGUUAACAGUUAGCAAGAGUUGUGCAGUGUGUCCCGUUCCUUGUGCAGUUGAAGGGCAGUUGAAGAGCAGCAGAAGACACUCCAUGGCCCAGGGAGCAGUGCUGCAGCAUGCUGACCCUCCCUAGGAGAGCUGGCUGUGUUUGGAGAAUUCACCCUGUGUGCUGUGGGGCAGCUGGAGUGGAGCUGAGUGCCUGCCCCCAGGGACACAGGGCCACCAGCACCGGGCAGGGGACAGGUGGCCGUGCUGCCCCCGGGGGCCAGGGGCUCUCGGGCACACGUGGGGCAGUCUGGGCACACAGCCCUGCCCAGAGCUGUGGCCUGGUGCCCGAGGCUGCUGCUGCUCCCUUUUCCCCCCUCGCUGAGCCUCCAUGGUAAUUCCUGCUCUGGAGGAGGAGGAGCAGCAGGGCUGGCAGGGAGGCGAGGGCAGCUGGGCAUGGCAGGCACCAGGAUGUGCCAGCUGUGCCUGCCAGAGGUGGCCACCACAGAGAGGCUGGGCCACCACAGGCUGCUCCAGACACUGCUGCCCUCGGGGACAGGCCAUCACCAGCUUAUCCCCCACGAGGAGUGUGUUCAAUUGUCCUGCUCACACACCAAUGGUUGAUGUUUGUCCGGGUUUCUUGCUGUGCUCAUUUUGUGAUGGAUCUUAUGUAUUAAAAAUAUAUAUGUAUAAAAUACAAAAAAAAAAAAAAAAAGCUGGUAAGUAACCAGUAAACAGGACUUAAAAAGCAGUAUUUUUCUUUUAUGUGACAUUUUCAUAACCAGAAAAAAAAAAAUCUGAAAUACUAAUCAGACAAAUAAAAAGAGAGUGCAUUUAUUUUUUUGUAUCACUGCAAGUAUGUUGGAAUAUGCAAGGACUGUGUAAAUUAGAAUGUAUGAGGCAUAUUAUAAUUUAGUUCAUACUGAAAAAAUCUAACAGCAUUUCUUGGUUCGUGCAUUUGAACGAUCUCUGGGUUAGAUAUAUAGAUUUUUCUAUUUUGUUUUAAUUUGUAAUUUUUUUCUCCCUCCGUGAAUUUUAGGUACACAUAACUUAUGUCAUUUAUUUAUGGUCUUUUAUACCUAGUUUGUAAAAUUGUAAAAUAGCAAACAAUGCAAACAUUUGCAUUUGAAAAUAAUAAAGUAGUUGCUGUACAAACCUGAAA
This is a messenger RNA of Haemorhous mexicanus (house finch), 6105 nucleotides long. RefSeq names its product EPH receptor A4 (gene EPHA4). The record is from RefSeq and is a predicted model, not a curated record. The transcript is spliced from 18 exons. Gene Ontology annotation, molecular function: ATP binding; protein binding; transmembrane-ephrin receptor activity. Gene Ontology annotation, cellular component: neuron projection; plasma membrane. Bases 61 to 3021 code for a protein of 986 amino acids. Lineage: Eukaryota; Metazoa; Chordata; Aves; Passeriformes; Fringillidae. Gene Ontology annotation, biological process: cell surface receptor protein tyrosine kinase signaling pathway; protein phosphorylation; axon guidance.